This is a messenger RNA of Ectocarpus siliculosus, 4236 nucleotides long. The record is from the annotation of a GenBank genome assembly. Lineage: Eukaryota; Phaeophyceae; Ectocarpales; Ectocarpaceae.
AUGCACACGGUGGGAGCACGGCUGCGAGCGAGAGCGGCAUCCUUAUCGGGGGAGAGAAGCAGAGUACGACGGCGAUGUUUUUCUGUAUUCGGGGAUGGGCCCACCGCCCAAUCUGUCCCUCCGAGGCCCUCCCGUCGUGAAAAGCCCGGCAGCACCAGCACAAGUACGGGCGCAACCGUCACCGCCAUCAGGAGAAGCAGCAACAUCAAUCAAAGCAGGGAGGCAGCCUCCUCCCUCGAUCACGCCGAGGCGGAAGGGGGCCGACGGGUGCUGGCGAUGACCGACGCCGAUUUCCCGAGAGUCCUGAACGGACCCGCGCCUGGUUACGCCGAGGACGCGCUUGGAAGGCUGCUGCUCGGCAACCUCCCCGCCGGGGCAGCACGUGCAGGUGCUAGGAGGGGUGCUUUGGAGACGGCGCCAGCAGUAGCGAAAGAGGAGGCAGGCCGAUCGGUUGAUUGUAGAAUAGGAGAGGAAAGCGGUGGUGUUGGCGGGACGGCGAAGUUAGAAUCGACGACCCCUUUGGCGGGCCCCGCGGGGUUGGAAGGGCACGUUGGGGCCGCGCUGUCGGAAGGUUUUUCGUGGGAGUCCGAGGAGGAAGAGGAGGAAGAUCAGGCGCCAGGUUUGGCUACCAGCAAUCCGGACGAUCAAGCCAAUGGAUACGCCAAUGACCAAACGGCAAUCUUACGAUGCCCGCCACAAGAGGCGUUUUCGUCUGCCGCUGCAUCUGGUGCUGAUGUGGUCUACGAAGAGGAGGAUGACUUCGUCGACCCGCUGAUGGAAAUCCCUCAGGCUGUUGAUCGCGGGGACAAGGGGGAGGAUAAGGAUGAGGUGGAGUUGCCGUACAGCACGCUGUACCAGAUGCAGCUGGACAGGGAAGAUCAGAGCCACCAAGAAGCGUGCGAGAAGUACGGGAAGAUGGUGAAGGAGCUCAUGACCAUGGGCAAGGGCACGCAGAUGAAGCCUAUCGAGCGGCUUCUCACCACGUGGUAUCCGGCUCUGAAGGAGAGCAUCGAGAGGGAGCAGGAGGCGGUGUGGGCAAACGUCACGGAUGACAACAAGGGGACCGUCAAAACUAGCGGCUCUUUCGGUGGCCGCGGCACUUACGGGGCUUUUCUGGUGAUGCUCAAGGCGGACAAGCAGGCCGUGCUGGUGAUGCAUGAGGUGGUGAAUCUCAUCCUGGCCAGCGGAAACAAAGGGGUUUCCACCGUAAGAGCGUGCACUCGCGUCGCCGAGCUAGUGCAGGCAGAGGUGAACCUGAUGAGAAUGAAGAAGGACGGCAAGAAAGGCCAGCGUGUGCAAGUCAGCAGCCUGAGACAUGUCAGAGAGGUGAACAAGCAAGCCCAGGAUGCGCUGGACAUGCUGGAGGACACGCACUGGCCGAUCGGCGCCCAAGUAAAGCUAGGCGCGGCGCUGAUCAAGCUGCUGAUAGAGACGGCUUGUUGGACGUACGACAAGGAGAGCGGCGUGGUGACGGCGUGGGACAAGGGGGGGGCGGAGAGAGGGGGUGGUGAGCGGGACACGGAGGGGUUUCCAAUGCCAAAGGCGGCAUUCGUUCACGACAUCAUCAAGGGCAAGAAUAGCCGGAAGGGGAGCUUGACCAUGGCGCCGGAGAUCUUUUCGAAGAUGGUAGACGAGGACAUCAGCAGGCUAGCCACGCCGCGGUUCGUGCCGAUGCUGGUGCCCCCUUUGGACUGGAUUAAGCCUAACCGAGGGGGCUUUCUCCGACUGCGUGCGCAGAUCAUGCGCACGAAGGGAGAGGCAGCACAGAAGCACGCCUUGAGGAGAGCAGACCUGAGGCAGGUCUACAAGGCACUCAACUGCCUUGGGAAGGUUCGGUGGCGCAUUAACGGGCACGUGUUGGAUACGGUCAUGGUGUGCCUGAGGGACAAGAUUGCGGUGGGCGACCUGCCGGUGAUCAAAGACCUGCCCUUGCCGCCCCGCCCGGACGGCGUGACCGUGGACCGCUUGGGCAGGCUGAGGGCACCCGUACAGGGGGAACACGAGGACGAGGAGGUUUUCAAGGAGAGACGGCAGAAACACUACGCGUACAAGAGGUUGCUCGAAAAGACCAAGCAAAAGAACGCCAAUAUGCACUCCCUUCGCUGCGACAUGAAGAUCAAGGUGGAUAUCGCACAGGAGUUCCGCGACCACGUCAUCUACUUCCCGUACAAUAUGGACUUCCGGGGACGGACGUACCCCAUACCCCCGAACCUGAACAUCCUGGGGUCGGACUUUUCUCGAGGGGUCCUGGUGUUCGACGAGGCCAAACCGCUGGGGGAGAAGGGGCUCUACUGGCUCAAGGUGCAUCUGGCGAACUUGUACGGAGAAGACAAGGUUUCCUUUGACGACCGCGUCGCUUUCGUGGAGAAGCAUAUGGACGAGUCCUGGCGAGAGGUUCGAGAUAGCGCCUUGCGGCCGCUGGAGGGCGAGUGCUGGUGGAAGGACGCGGACAGUCCCUGGCAGUGCCUCGCCGUGUGUGCCGACCUCACGGCUGCCCUGGACAGCCCAGACCCCGCUCGGUAUCUCUCGCGACUGCCCGUGCACCAGGACGGUUCGUGCAACGGGCUGCAGCACUACGCGGCGUUGGGGUUGGAUGCGAAUGGCGGGGCUCAGGUGAACCUUUCCCCUUCCCCCGAACCUCAGGACGUGUACAGCGGGGUGUGUGACGUCGUCAAGAAGAAGGUGGCACUUGAGGCGAGCACCGUGCCUCCCGAGGGCGCAUCGGUUGUUGACCUCGCGAACCACGAGAUCGCCAAGAUGGUGGAUGGGCUCAUAGACCGAAAGGUGGUGAAGCAGACGGUGAUGACGAGUGUGUACGGGGUGACAUUCGUGGGGGCUCGAGCACAGAUACAGAACGUUCUGGGAGACAAGAUGAUUGGACACACGGACGAGAGCGGGGUGCCCAGCGCAGAAGUGGAGGAAAACGUCUACAAGGCGUCCGCCUACGUUGCCAAGCACACGAUGACGGUCCUCGAGGAGCUCUUCACGGAGGCUAGGAAUACGAUGGAUUGGUUGAAGGCCGUGUCGCAGCUGGUAGCCAAGGAGGAUCAGCCGAUGUCGUGGAUCACUCCCCUCGGCCUGCCCGUGCUGCAGCCCUACCGACGGACCGACACCUAUCAGGUGCAAACGCUGCUACAGGGCGUUCACAUCCGAGAGGACAGCGACAAACUCCCGGUUGCCGUCAAAAGGCAGACGACCGCUUUCCCACCAAAUUUCGUCCACUCCCUGGACUCGACCCACAUGAUGAUGACGGCUAUCGAGAUGGACAAGGUCGGGGUGCCCUUCGCGGCCGUGCACGAUAGCUACUGGGUGCACGCGGGGAACGUCGAUGUCAUGAACGACAAGCUGCGACAGUGCUUUGUGGACCUCUACUCCGGACCUAUUCUUGAGGACCUCCACGAUUCGCUGCGGAUGCGAUACCCGACGAUAGACUUUCCCCCCAUCCCUGAGAGAGGGACUUUGGUGUUGGACAGUGUCAAGGAUAGCAAGUACUUCUUCAAUUGAUGGGAUCAGAUCGAUUGUGACUGGCUGCGUGAGACCCGAGUGGGGUGUGUCGAAAGAGAGGUUGAGUUAUUGAGGCGCCGUUUGUUUUGCUGCUUUUGUGACGUGUGCUCGAGGACCUGCUGCCUUGACCUACGUCUCGGAAACGUAGGUGAUGACUACCCCACUGCACUAAGCUAGCCCACGUGAUGGCCAUCGUGCAGUCUCUGAAGGAAAAUCGUGUCCCUACAAGACCGUUCUCCCAUGUGGCAUGUUUUGUUGGUCGCGCUUCCCCUGUGUGCUUCCCUUCUUGUGUAUUAUCGCAUGUCGUCUUCAAACGGGGAUGCGGAGUGCUUGUUUGUGUGUCUUACCGUACAGUGGUAAAAAAUAACUCUAGUCAAGACUAGUCCAUUCUGCCCCUUGUCUAUCCUUGAGGCGUUCACUAUAUAACAGAUGUCGAGGGAUAGACGCAUGUGUGAUGGUCGUGGUGGUCGAGGCGAAAGAAAGCUGUGCGCGAUCUGCCAUAGACCUGCCAUAGACCUGCCAUCGGUGGUGCGGUUGUGAUGGUAAUGCAUGGGUUGAGAAUUAACCUUGUUGUCUGUUUUCUGGUGGUGAUCAUAGACCGGUCAAUAAGCGACCGAUGAGCAGUAACUGGAUGUCGCUUUUUGGUGGUGACCCUUUGGUUGUGUCGAUCACACCCUCCAUAGCUCUACUUCCAACGGGGGUUUCGGUGCACCAUACAAUACUCGGAUGCAA